Molecule: messenger RNA, 1077 nt
Organism: Leptomonas pyrrhocoris
Lineage: Eukaryota; Euglenozoa; Kinetoplastea; Trypanosomatida; Trypanosomatidae
Product: putative fibrillarin
Exons: 1
Coding region: 181-1077 (298 amino acids)
Biological process (GO): rRNA methylation; box C/D sno(s)RNA 3'-end processing
Cellular component (GO): box C/D methylation guide snoRNP complex; nucleolus; small-subunit processome
Molecular function (GO): rRNA methyltransferase activity; histone H2AQ104 methyltransferase activity; RNA binding
Source: RefSeq, a predicted model, not a curated record
GUUCCCCAGGGUUCGGGCACACACACAUUUUCAUACUUGUGCACUUGAAUUUGUACAUACCCACCGGCUCCAGCGGCUUUCCUAUAUAAAUACAGAUUUACAUAUUUGCAUAGGUGCGCACAAACUCGGUGUGCAUCACCCCCUCACUUACUCUUUAUUUCAUUUCUGUCUCUGUUCACUAUGCGCGGAGGACGCGGCGGAUUUGGCGGACGCGGCGGUGGCGGUCGCGGUGGGGGCCGCGGUGGCUUCGGUGGCGGCGGUCGUGGCGGUGGCCGCGGAGGUGGUCGCGGCGGCGGUCGCGGUGGGGGUCGCGGCGGACGCGGGGGCGGUCGAGGAGGUGCGGGUGCGCCGAAGGGCAACAUCUUCCACCCACAUGCGCGCUUCAACGGCUGCUACCUGCUGGCCGGCAAGGACACUCUCUCCACCCGCUCCCUCGUGCCAGGUGUGUCGGUGUACAGCGAGAAGCGCGUCAACGGCACCGUCGCGGGCGAGUCCGAGUCGCAUGAGUUCCGUGUGUGGAACCCAUACCGCUCCAAGUUAGCCUCGGCCAUCUACGCUGGUGUAGCGAACAUCUACAUGGAGCCGGGAUCGGCCGUGCUGUACCUCGGCGCGGCCAGCGGCACCACCGUUAGCCACGUGUCCGACCUCGUCGGCCCUGAGGGCGUCGUGUACGCCGUGGAGUUUUCGCACCGCAGCGGCCGCGACUUAGAGGAGAUGACGAAGCGUCGCAGCAACAUCGUGCCGAUUCUGGAGGAUGCCCGCUACCCACAGAAGUACCGGAUGUUGAUUCCCCGCCUGGUGGACUGUAUCUUCAUGGAUGUGGCGCAGCCGGAUCAGGCCCGCAUUCUAGCUCUUAACGCCCAGCACUUUCUCAAGGAGAACGGCGGCUUUGUGAUUUCCAUCAAGGCAAAUUGCAUCGACUCCACCGCGGAUGCCGCGACCGUGUUCGCCUCUGAAAUUCAGAAGCUGAAAGACUCUGGGCUGCGGCCGAAGGAGCAGGUUUCGCUAGAGCCCUUCGAGCGCGACCACUGUGUCGUUACGGGCUACUACAAGAGCCCGCCGAAGGCUGCGGAGUAA